This is a messenger RNA of Boeremia exigua, 2758 nucleotides long. Its product is annotated as ubiquitin carboxyl-terminal hydrolase 14. Bases 206 to 2602 code for a protein of 798 amino acids. Gene Ontology annotation, molecular function: cysteine-type deubiquitinase activity; zinc ion binding; protein binding. Gene Ontology annotation, biological process: protein deubiquitination. The transcript has 4 exons. Lineage: Eukaryota; Fungi; Ascomycota; Dothideomycetes; Pleosporales; Didymellaceae. The record is from RefSeq and is a predicted model, not a curated record.
GUCUUUCCCACAGCGCGAGGGGGAGGCUGUUGCCCCACACUUGAUGGAGCUAUGACGGAGCUCCGUCAUGCCGAUCCAGGGACCAACUGCAGGCACGCCACAGCGUGUUUGCUCUUGCUCUUGCCUCUUUUGCCUCCGGCCUUCUCUUCUUUUGGCCUCUCCAUAACAUUUGUACUCUCCCAACUCUAGAAUCACAAUACGAAACAUGGCGUGUGUGCACGUAAAUGCGCCAGAGCUCCGCUCGCCUGGUCCUAACCAGUCUGUAUAUCGCGAGGAUUGCACGCAGUGCUUCGAUUCGAUCGACGACCCCACCGGUCUCGACGUGUGCUUAUACUGCUUCAACGGUGGUUGUACAGCCGACCGAGGCCACUCCCUCAUCCACAUCUCGGGCGCAAACCACCCUCUCGUGCUGAACAUUAAGCGCACUCGCAAACAGGUUUCACGUGACGAACCCCCAGCGAAGAUCACGAAGCUCUCCAUCGCCGCCGAGACCGAAACCGACCGCUACGACACCACCACCACGGUCAAGUGCUACGAAUGCAACGUUGAUGAGGUAGACAAGAGCUCUGGAAAGCUCCCAGGGCUUGUGGAGGCUGUCCUAAAAGCGAACACCUUUGCUAGGCAGGAGGAAGUGAAGGCAUGGGAGCAAGAGAUGACUGCCUGCGAGCAUACACUGUGCCUUGAACAGCAGGAUGCGAGGCAGAUUGAGUCUGGGGCUCUCGGACAUUGUUCCGAGUGUGAUCUCAACGAGAAUCUAUGGCUUUGCCUGACUUGUGGCAACCUUGGCUGUGGGCGACAGCAAUUUGGUGGCGUCGGUGGCAACUCGCACGGUGUAGGACAUACGAAGACGACAGGCCAUCCCGUUGCUGUCAAGCUGGGUUCUCUGACUGCAGACGGAACUGCAGACAUUUACUGUUACGCCUGCGACGAAGAGCGAAUCGACCCCGAGCUUCCGGACCACCUGGCACACUGGGGCAUCAACAUCAAGGACCGAGUGAAGACAGAGAAGAGCUUAACGGAGAUGCAAGUCGAGCAGAAUUUGCGAUGGGAGUUUUCCAUGACGACAGAGGAUGGCAAAGAGCUGAAGCCUUUGUUCGGCUCGGACUUCACUGGACUGAAGAACCUGGGCAACAGUUGUUACCUUAACAGCACACUGCAAGCGUUGUUUGCGAUACCAGAGUUUAGAGAUCGAUACUACCUUCCUGAGCAAGGACCACCGGAUGCGGCGCUCCCUGCCGAGGAUCUGGAAACUCAGCUUCGUAAAAUCGCUGACGGAUUGAUCUCUGGUCGAUACUCGAAGCCAGAUAGCGAUGUCGUUGUCACCGAGGAUACACCCGAGGCUCCACACCAGCGUGGGUUGGCACCGGCUAUGCUGAAGCAUUUGAUCGGACGAGGACAUGCAGAAUUUUCCACAAUGCGACAGCAAGACGCAUUUGAGCUGCUACUCCAUUUGCUUAAGCUUAUCUCGCGGUCCCAGCAUGUCGCACCUUUCAAGGACCCCGUCGAUGCUUUCAGAUUCGUCAUGGAGCAGCGUUUACAGUGCAUCGGCUGCAAACGAGUACGCUAUCGAUCUGACGAGCAGGAGAACAUAUCGAUUCCUGUGCCGAUUCGUAGAGUGCCGAAAGAUGCGCAGAUGGACGCUACUGACGGUCAAGGCAAGGAGAAGGAGAAGGAAGAGUUCGAGUCUGUCACACUGAAGGAAUGUCUUGACAUCUUUACGGCCGAAGAGGUAGUUGAGCUCACAUGUGGUGCUUGCGGCAGCAAAGAUGGCUUCACGAAGAGAAGUAUGUUCAAGACAUUCCCCUCCGUUUUGGCUGUCAACGCUCGCCGCUUCGAGAUCGUCAACUGGGUGCCCACGAAACAAGACGUUCCGGUCAUUGUCAAUGACGAAGCGAUGCCAUUCGACGCAUACAAAUCACGCGGUCUACAGGAUGGCGAAGAAGUGCUUCCUGACGACGCAGACUCUGGCAGCUCCGCCAAGUGGACGCCAAACGAGGCUGCAUUGUCGAUGCUUGAAGCCAUGGGCUUUCCUCGUGUGCGAUGUGAGAAGGCGCUACAUGCUACUGGCAACGAGGACGCAGAAGCCGCUUCGAACUGGCUCUUCGCUCACAUGGAAGACCCUGACAUCGACGACCCUGUCGACUUCAACGCUGGCGCAGACAAGUCCAGCAGUGGUGCUCCAAGUGCAGUCGACCCCGAGAAGAUCGAAAUGCUCAGCGGCAUGGGUUUCAAUGCUCCACAGGCUCGGCAAGCACUCAAGGAGACUGGAGGAGAUAUGGAGCGUGCUGUUGAGUGGCUGUUCAGUCAUCCCGAGGCCGCCGGAGACUUUGGUGACGACGCAAGUGCAGGGGCACCUGCCGAAUCACAGGAGAAGCUACAGGCAGGAAGCGACAAGCUACCUGCUAACUUCCAGCUACAGUCUAUUGUGUGCCACAAGGGUAGCUCUAUCCAUGCGGGGCACUACGUUGCGUUUGUCCGCAAGCAGCAGCCUGACGUGCAAGACACUGCUUGGGUUCUUUUCAAUGACGAGAAGGUAGCUAAGGCUGCCGAUAUCGAUGAGAUGAAGAAGUUUGCAUAUGUGUAUUUCUUCAGGCGUUUGUAAGACGGGCAGUCUAGGUGCAUUGAUGGAGCUAGCAUAGCGGGUGCGGAGUUGAUUGCGAUUGGUGCGUUUGAACCUGCCACAUCGAAAAAGGGACAUUACCGAGAGUGAUGAUGGGGGCAUGAAGCAGUCUUAAGACGUCAAGAUACAAAAUUACAA